AUGUACAGUGGGUCGAUUUUAUUUAACAUAACUCCAUUUUACAAUAAUAUUCAGUCAGGGGUGUUUAAAGUAAAACAUGGAUUAGAUAAUGAUACACAAUCGACUAUACGGUACGAAUAUUCUGUAUACCACUACAUUCCUUCAGAAGUUAACAACAUUGGGUAUGGAUUUGUUGCUCUUUUUAACUACUACAUGACAUUGGAUGGUGCUUCGACAUUUUGUACAUAUGAUGUUCUCAUGUGCCUCAUAAUAUUUCACGUUUGGGGCCAUCUGAAAAUUUUAAAAUACCAUCUAGAAAAUAUCCCAAAACCAACGAUAGAAAAAUAUGUAGAAGGAAAUUACUCUAUUAAAGUGGCAAUGUAUACUAAAGAGGAGUUAAAAACAAUUUUUGUGAUACUAAAAGAAAAUAUUGAACAUCACAAGCUGAUUAUGGAGUUUAUUAAUUUGGCAUCAGACGCUUUUGGUAUGAUGAUGUGCUUCUACUACAUGUUUCAUCAAAUUGUCGGGUGCAUAUUACUUUUGGAAAUAUCUGCUUUGGAUACUAAAGCCAUCGGUAGUUACGGUGUUCUUACAGUUGUUAUGUUUCAACAGUUAAUACAAAUAUCUAUUAUAUUCGAACUUAUAGGACAUAAGAGUGAAGCAAUAAAACAUGCUGUGUAUGAUAUACCUUGGGAGUGCUUGGAUGUAAAGAACAGAAAAAUAUUAUUAUUUUUUCUAUGUAAUGUCCAGACACCUAUAACCUUGAAGGCAAUGGGGAUGGUAUCUGUUGGGGUACAAACUAUGGUGGCUAUGACUCGUUCACUUAGAAGUUAUCUGAAUAACUUGAUGAUGUUCUCCCGAACGAUUCCGGCCACGGCGGCCAAUCUCAUUGAAACUAGCCAACUGCGCAGGAGAUAUUAUAGUGCACAAGUGUACGCACAGACACAACGUGCACUCUCUAUUCCUGUCACUCUCAUACUCCGGUGGGAUGACUGCUCGACACGACCGGUGAGAGUUAAGGCGCAGGACCGACAGCUUUACGUGCUCUCCGAGGCACGGGGG
Molecule: messenger RNA, 1041 nt
Organism: Brenthis ino (lesser marbled fritillary)
Lineage: Eukaryota; Metazoa; Arthropoda; Insecta; Lepidoptera; Nymphalidae
Source: the annotation of a GenBank genome assembly